CAAGCAGUCUCUCUACCAAUUUUCUGAAGCUGCUUCUCUUCGAUCUCUUUCUUCAUCUUUAUUCAUUCAGUCCUCUCUCUCUCUCUCUCUCUCUCUAUAUAUAUAUAUAUAUAUGUAUAUGGAUGAUCUGAACUAAUUAACCUUAAAACUUUGAAAAUAAUUAAAAGCCGAUCAAAUUGAAAUCUGAAAGCAUAAAAUUAUAUCAGUAAGUAAAAUGGGUGUUUCAGGAACGCUGGAAUACAUAUCUGAUCUGGUGAGCAGUGCCCAAAAGCACAGCAGGAAGAAGAAGAGGAAGCAGCUGCAGACAGUGAAUCUGAAGGUCAGAAUGGACUGUGAUGGCUGUGAGCUUAAAGUCAAGAAUGCCCUCUCUUCUCUCACUGGAGUUAAAUCUGUGGAAAUAAAUAGGAAGCAACAAAAGGUAACCGUGACGGGCUUUAUUGAUCAAAGUAAGGUUCUAAAGAAAGCAAAGGCGACGGGGAAGAAGGCGGAGAUCUGGCCAUAUGUCCCAUACAACCUUGUUGCUCAGCCGUAUGCGCCUCAGGCAUACGACAAGAAGGCGCCUCCGGGAUUUGUCAGGAAAGUGGACAAUCCUCCGGCGACAUCAACACUUGUCAAGAACGAGGAGCCUUACAUGGACAUGUUCAGUGAUGACAAUCCAAAUGCAUGUAAUAUAAUGUAAAAAAAUUAACAAGCUGGCUAAGGGUUUGUAAUAAAGGUAGUAAUGUGUUUGAUCAGCUAAUUUUGUUUUAUUAGUUUGAUGCUUGUGUUUUGUCACCACAUUUGUCCUAAUUUAUGUUAUGGAUGAUGUGGGAAUUGAAUACCAUUUUAUAUAUGGUUGAAAUUAAAUGUAUGUUAUUUGAUAUGUUCAAGAAGAGGGAAAGUGUGUGUUUA
Molecule: messenger RNA, 891 nt
Organism: Andrographis paniculata
Lineage: Eukaryota; Viridiplantae; Streptophyta; Magnoliopsida; Lamiales; Acanthaceae
Product: heavy metal-associated isoprenylated plant protein 23-like
Exons: 2
Coding region: 215-679 (154 amino acids)
Molecular function (GO): metal ion binding
Source: RefSeq, a predicted model, not a curated record